AUGGCUUCGGGCGACCUGCUCGAAGGCCCCUCCCGAGGCAGGAAGGCGAGGAGGCGGAGGAGCCCGGCCAAGAUGUGGCAGGCGGCGGCGGCGGGGGGAGCGCCCACCAUGGCCGGCCACAUCCUGGAGGUGGUGGCGUCAUCCCGGGAGCGCCGCGGCCUCUCGCUGGCCGGCGUCAAGAAGGCGCUGUCGGCCGCCGGCUACGAUGUGCCGCGGAUCAACUCGCGGGUGAACCAGGCGGUCCGGAGCCUGGUCGCCGAGGGUUCGCUGCUGCAGACGGCGGGCGCCGGGGCCUCGGGCCCCUUCAAGGUCAACCGGCAGCAGCUGGAGGGCCAGAGCCGCCCGGCCGCCGCCCCCGCCCCCGCCCCCACCCGCAAAGCCCGGGGCCGGCAGGGGAGAGCGGCCGCCGGCCGCAAAGGGAAGGUGAAGAGGAGCCCGGCCCGGGUGAAGGAGAAGGAGAAGCCGGGCGGCCGGAGGAAGGGCGGCGCCGGCCCGAGGAAAGUCUCCAAGGGGAGCGGCGUCCGGAGGCCGCGCGGGCGGCCCCGCAAAGCGGCCGAGGAGCCGGCGCCGGGCGCGGAUCCGGCCGCCGGGGAGGAAGGCGAACCAGAGGCCGGAGCUGGGAACGUCCCCGAGGGGAACCGGCCGAGGGGCAAAACGGUGAAGGAGGGAAAAUAA
This is a messenger RNA of Carcharodon carcharias (great white shark), 675 nucleotides long. RefSeq names its product histone H1.5-like. Lineage: Eukaryota; Metazoa; Chordata; Chondrichthyes; Lamniformes; Lamnidae. The coding region runs from base 1 to 675 and encodes 224 amino acids. Gene Ontology annotation, biological process: nucleosome assembly. Gene Ontology annotation, molecular function: structural constituent of chromatin; DNA binding. The record is from RefSeq and is a predicted model, not a curated record. The transcript has a single exon. Gene Ontology annotation, cellular component: nucleosome.